UCUAAGAUUCUAUGGUGAUACAUAUUUGUUUUUCCUUGUAGAAAAGGAGAAAGUGACAAUGAACAUUUCGAGGUUCGUAACCACUUGUGCUUUUUGGUUAGGAAUCUGCAUUUUGGAAUGCUCUUCAAGACAAGUAUGGGAUGUGCGACUAUGGGGUAACCCCAUGUCGCCUCCCAGGAGCGACGGUAUAGUGGAGAUAUAUCUCGGGAGCAAGGGCUGGUUCGGUACCUGCGACAAAGAAUGGGGGAUAAACGAAGCCAUAGUCGUCUGCAGGCAGCUAGGAUUCCCGGGAGCCAUCGCGGGAUACCCGAACGUGAUGCAAGCUGGAGGUUCGCUUCUGCUCUCCCGCCAGUGGAGAUGCUCUGGGACCGAAAACGCUUUAUAUGAUUGCAUUAACUACCAUCCUACAUAUCCAUGCUACCAGUUCACAGGAGUCAAGUGUCACGAACCGGGCUACCUUGGAUGUUUUCAAGAUACAUUUGGAGCCCUGACAUCGACGCUCGUCGACAACGUCAUUGUCGAGCCCGACAUGACAGUGGACCGAUGCCGGCAGUUCUGUAUGUUCCGGCAUUACCGAUUAUAUGGUCUGAAAAAUGGAAAUGAGUGUUAUUGUGGUUUAGUAGAAUCUGAGAUUGGAGACCAUACCAAGCUUUCUGACGCGCAGUGCCAGACACCGUGUCCCGGUGAUUUCGGGCAGGUCUGUGGAGGGAACCGAACAGACACGGACAAACUCUCCGUCUUCGAUGUGAAUAUGGGAGAAUGCGAAAACCCGGGAACCCCGGAGAACGGUGUUCAGCUCGACUCUCGCUUCAUGUUUGGAGACAUCGUAAGGUUUGCAUGCAUGCCCGGUUACGAGCUUCUCGGGAUAGACGCCAUUCAAUGUGUUCUCGCCCCCGGAGGACCUGGUAUGGGGGUCACGUGGAGUACCCCUCUUCCUUACUGUGCCUUGAUCAAAAUGACCAGCCCGCCUGCACCAACCACCGAACCAACCACCACAAGAAUGACUACUACACCCCCUACAACGAUGAGAGAGACGACUACGACAAUGAAAACCACGACAACGCAAGAACCGGUGAGAACGACGACGCCAACGACGACGGAACGAAGAACCACUGCGCGUGAAACGACCACCGCAGAAAGCAGCAAGAUGAUGCUGACGGAAGAGCGAACGACCACGGAGGAAAUCAGGGUUCCAGUUGUCACGACACCGAAGACGACGAUGCCCUCUGAUGAACCGUCAUCGUCGACAUCGGAAUCUAUGACCAAGGGAAUGACUUCGGAAAGGCAGUCGACCGAAGAAAUGACGUCUGGUGAGAGCACAAAGACGACAACAAUGGCAGUGGAAGAGAGAGUUAAUGACGUUACAAAUUAUACCGAUUACAUUUCAAAACCAACAACAGCUCCAGGAAACAAGACGGGAGACAAUGAAGCAGGCGCACAAAAAGCGUUCAAUUUAUUCACAAUGAUCAGUGAACAUUCCAUUCUCAUCGCUCUCGGAGGAACUUUCUUAAUUUUGUUAAUUCCGAUCAUCGUCAUAGUCAUUUUCAAGAAGGCCUGCAAGAGAAAAAAGUCCCCUUCCAAGAUCCAGAUCGAACGGAACAUGGAAUAUCAGCUCGGCAGUGAAACCACCGGGUUUACAUACGAACCCCAGCCGCAAUCCCGACCUCGGUACCAGUCGUUUAGGAGAGGCUUCAAGCGGUUUUCGAAACGGCCCUGGUCCGACCGGGAGGAAGACAGCAGUGACGAGGAACUGUAAAAAUAAUGGAAGACCUUCUUUCUAAAGAAGACUUGCACUAAAACUAAACAUUUCAGUUCUCUCGAGAACUGCGUGUUAUGAUGAUCAUGAUAAUGGCUUGCUCUCGACGUCAUCGAUUUAAAGCAUACUCGAACCAGGAGCCACUUCAAGUCCUCAGUUACUCAUUUCUGUUCAUGCUCUUCUGCCCAAAAUGUACCACUGCAGUCUUGGUCUUGUAAUAUAAACCAACCUUAGUGGUAACCCACUAUACCGGUAUAAUAUUUUUACCAAGUAACUAUAAAGGAUGUUACUGCAGAGAAAUUUUUAGUUUUUUGGCUAAUUCAUUAUCAGUAAUAAAUCUGAAAGGUACAUUUUAAGACUAUUUGUUUAAGCACCAGUCAAUUUAUCCCACAUAACUAAUGGAGACUUGCUGAUUUCCUUGUAAAUUUACAUGUACCACGGAGCUGUAAUAGCUCUAUGCAUGUACUCUCUAUCGCCCAUCUACAGAAGUAUGUAUUAAAACUGAGACGAGUGUCUCAAUGGUAGCGGUUUGACUGACGCGGGAUCAUUGCCUAGCAUUAUUGUUGAGUAAAAAUGAUAACUACUACUUUUGUGUCGAUUGACCUGUUCCCGCUCUUUAAUAUAUACCCGGGGUUGAAGAGUUGUCAAAGUUAGAACCUGGUCACCUUUUCGUAAAAUAAUGAACUUAUUCUGAAGAUACGUGUACUUUUAGGAAAGACUGGUGAUCGACUCAUGUUAACAUGAGAUUGUUUCUGUGUUAACAGAAAUGUGAGUGUAUUUCUUAUAGCCCUUAUCAGACCUGAAGUUUCUUGAAAUGACCACAUAAAGGAUUUGCAACUGUUGUAACUUUGCCAUAAUGGCAACUACCAUGGUAACAGGGGUCAGCAGCCAAUCGGAACCAAGGUUGCAUUGGUAGUUGCCAUAAAUGGCAAAGUUGCAACAGUUGCAAGUCCUUUAUGAACCGUCCCCAGAUCUAUUUUAAUUGCUGAAAUCAUAACUGUAAGGUAAAAAUGUUGGAUUUCAAAAGCAGUUGACAUAGUUGAUGCAAUUGAUGGAAAUAAAAAUGACCGAGGAUCUGAUUUUAGCGCCCAAGAGAGGGGCAACAGUCGCUAGAAAAGUCUCGCGUAACAUGAUGAAACACCCGACAGUAGAAUACCCGUCUUAGAUCUUCGGAGGCAGGGUUAAGGUGAUGAUGUCAGUAUUCAGCAUUUGGUUGUGCAAGAAAAAAAUGCGAAUAUUUCGGAUUGUAGAUAUAUAAUAUUGCAAAUCUAUAUCGUUUUCGUCUAAUUAUAUGUUAAAUGAAAUUUCCUGCUAUUAAUUGGCCUAAGUACCAAACGAAGUGUAAAGUCAUUAUAAUUACCAUUUCACACAAGUAGAUUGUUAUGUCUUGUAGAAAUAAUGUACACACUGUCCAGAAAUGCGGUAAUGAAUUUGAAUGAAAAACAGAAGUUUGCGUACCAAUUGUUUUUAAAAUAUUAUAUCAGUGCAAUGACCAGGGGGGGGGGGUAGAAUUAGGUGCUUGGCAUCUUGUGCUGUUUUACAAGGCUUAUAAGAUAGUAUCAUAUAGUAAAUUAUUAUGUAUAGUAUGCAUGAAAUCCCGUGUAACAUGUUUGAUAAAAUGUUAUGUAACCAUUUAUGA
Lytechinus variegatus (green sea urchin) is the source of this 3395-nucleotide messenger RNA. RefSeq lists its product as uncharacterized. NCBI's taxonomy places the organism in Eukaryota, Metazoa, Echinodermata, Echinoidea, Temnopleuroida, Toxopneustidae. Gene Ontology annotation, cellular component: plasma membrane. Bases 59 to 1756 code for a protein of 565 amino acids. The record is from RefSeq and is a predicted model, not a curated record. The transcript is spliced from 10 exons.